UGUCCCACCCACAGAUGGAAGUCCACAUAGGCCUGCUUUGCUGAUUGUCUGCAGGAAGCACGUGCCUAUAAUAAAACGAUAUUUCAGUUUGAGUUCAAACGUCAAAAGUGGAUACUGGCUCUAAAUGAUAAGAUGUCCAACACUGUGAAAAACAUUUCUGUUACUUACAAUCCAACAAAUCAGAGCAAUACCUUCACCAGUGGGGAUUUUAUAUCGGGACAAGUCAUUCUGGAUGUAGCGAAGGAGACACAAAUACAGUCAUUGAGUGUGAAAAUUAAAGGGAAAGCAGAGGUGUGCUGGUCCGAGCAUUAUGGUCAAACAACUGUUGUUUACUCGGAUAAGGAGAAGUUUUAUUCCAUGAAGAGGUUUUUCAUUCUGGAGGAAAAAACACAAGGUAAUGGUCAUGAGAUGCUGAACGAUCCCUCCGGACGGCCGUAUUCUUCAGUUGUUGCAUCAGGGCGUCAUGUUUACCUUUUCGCCUUUCAGUUGCCUCAACAACACUUCCCACCAAGCUUUAAAGGUUCGGUUGGAAAAAUUGUCUACAGUUUGGAGGCAAAACUAGAAAGAGCAAUGCGUAUUUCUACCAAGGACAAAGCAGAGUUCCAUUAUGCACCCAAACCUGAUCUGCCUGGUCCUGAACUAAUGGCACCUCAGUAUGGAACCAAAGAUAAACAAAUGAAACUCUUCACCUCUGGGAGUGUCUCCAUGAACAUAAACACUGAGAAAAUGGGAUACUACCUUGGAGAAGGCUUGAAAGUUUUAGCUGAAGUUCAGAAUAAUUCUUCCCGCUCAGUCAAGCCAAAAUACUGCCUGUAUGAAAAACACAGUUUUUUGGCAAAAGGCAAGAGAAGACUUCACACACAUAACAUUCUUAAAGAUGAAGGUGAACCCAUUGAGCCAAACUCAAAGAAAACUGUCACCAAAUUGCUGUCCAUUCCUCCCAGCCUCACCAUCUCUGUCCUAAACUGUAGGAUCCUCAAGGUUGAGUACAGACUCAGGGUCUACCUCAAUGUGCCAUAUACCUCCGAUCCAGAAAUCAAAUUCCCAGUUGUGAUUCUUCCUCCUCAGCCUGCUAAAAACAGUGACUUCGGAAUCUGGAAUCAGCCACCAGGAAGCAAUAUGUACCCCAACCCACUUCCUAUAGUUCCACUUAAUGUGGUUGGACCGUCUGGUCCGUCUGGAGCUUCUGGUUACUCUGGACCUCCUGAUGCUCAGUUUGGUGCUCAUAGUUCCCCUGCACCUCCUGGCCAGUUGGGUCCAUUUUCUCAACAGUUUGACCCAUCAGCUCCACCUCCAUAUCAGGACUAUCAAUUAUAUCCAAAGUUACCUGACCACCCUGAAAAAUCUUAACUAAAUGGUUUAAAAAUCACCUUCUUGGCUUCUUUUAUCACUGGACAGUCUUAGAACUUUGAUGAAAUCUUUUUUUAUUUAAUUAUAUAGUAGAGUGUUCUUUAGAAAUCUGAAUACUGAUACAUAUUUUAUUCUUUUUCUAAUGUGACUGACACAAUUAAAACAUAUGUACACUACCGUUCAAAAGUUUGGGGUUAGUAAGACUUGUAAUAGUCUUUAAAGAAGUCUCUUAUGCUCAUCAAGGCUUCAUUUAUUUGAUUAAAAAUAUACAAGAAAAAACAGUAAUAUUGCAAAAUGUUUUUACAAUAUAAAAUAAUGUUUUUUAUUUUAACAUACUUUAAAAUAGAAUUUAUUCCUGUGAUGAAAAGCUGAAUUUUUAUCAGCUGUUACUCCAGUCUUAAGUGUCACAUGAUCGUUCAGAAAUCAUUCUAAUAUGCGGAUUUAUUAUUAGAAUGAUCAAUGUUGGAUAAUAUCAACAGUUGUGCUGCCAAAUAUUUUUUGGAACCUGUAAUUUUUUUUUUUUUUUUUCAGGAUUCUUUCAUGAAUAACAAGUUUAAAAAGUACAGUGUUUAUUCAAAAUAUAAAUAUUUUAUA
Labeo rohita (rohu) is the source of this 1944-nucleotide messenger RNA. RefSeq names its product arrestin domain-containing protein 3-like. NCBI's taxonomy places the organism in Eukaryota, Metazoa, Chordata, Actinopteri, Cypriniformes, Cyprinidae. Gene Ontology annotation, biological process: protein transport. The transcript is spliced from 7 exons. The record is from RefSeq and is a predicted model, not a curated record. Bases 133 to 1350 code for a protein of 405 amino acids. Gene Ontology annotation, cellular component: cytoplasm; plasma membrane.